AUGCGGGAUAAGAAGGUAACAGAAUUCGAAACUCUCAGGCAAGGGAACAAAACCGUCGCCGAAUACGAAGCCCAAUUUGCGGAAUUAGCUCGGUUUGCACCUCAUAUGGUGGACAUGGAUUAUAAGAAGGCGCGCAAAUUUGAAGGGGGAUUACGGAGCGCUAUCCUGGAUAAGGUCAACAUGUUGAAGUUACCUACGUACGUUGAUGUGUUGGAGAGAGCCGUUAUAGCAGAAGGGAAUCUUGCUACUCAGAGUCGAAUUUCGGAAUGGAAAGGGAAGAGGCAAAAUACUCAAUGGUCGAAGGGAUCACCUACUCCCCAAAACAAGAAGCAGACUUUAGGGAGUUUAAAUACUACUACCCCUAGCCAGGAUUCAAUGCCGACAUGUCCGGAAUGUGGGAAGAAGCAUCAUGGAACGUGUUAUCGGAAGUCUGGAGCCUGUUUUCAGUGUGGUAAGACGGGUCAUUUGAUCAAGGAUUGCCCUCAAAGGAAUCAACAGAGUAAUAAUAGGACCGCUAUAAGUUCAGCGGGGUCUGCACCAACUUCCAACACCAAGGCAACUGCUAAACCUACUAAUAAUAAAGACACUGCGAGACAAGGCAGGGUGUUCGCAUUGGUUCUGGGAGAUGUGCAAAAUGCGGCUACAGUGGUGUCAGAGAAUGCGGAAGCUCAUGAGACCCAUCUUCAUUUAAUUCUUCAAACCCUCCGGGAAAAGAAAUUAUAUGCAAAGCUAAAGAAAUGUGAAUUCUGGUUACUCGAGGUGGCAUUCCUAGGGCAUGUUAUCACAAAGGAAGGAGUUUCUGUUGAUCCACAUAAAAUUGAGGCGAUUGUGAAAUGGCCGACUCCUAUCAAUGUGACCGAAGUACGUAGUUUUAUGGGGUUAGCUAGCUAUUACAGGAGAUUUGUUCAUGAUUUUUCCAAAAUUGUUGUGCCACUUACACAAUUGACUCGAAAGGGAGUUGUAUUUGAAUGGUCAAAAGAACGGGAGUCUGCUUUCCUGGAAUUGAAGAUGAAGCUAACCACAGCUCCAAUCCUGGCUUUACCGUCUGGUACCGAAGGGUUUGUAAUUUACAGUGAUGCGUCCCAUAAAGGAUUAGGGUGUGUGCUUAUGCAAGGUGGAAGGGUUAUCGCCUAUGCUUCAUGA
Molecule: messenger RNA, 1143 nt
Organism: Camellia sinensis
Lineage: Eukaryota; Viridiplantae; Streptophyta; Magnoliopsida; Ericales; Theaceae
Source: RefSeq, a predicted model, not a curated record